Molecule: messenger RNA, 2168 nt
Organism: Acipenser ruthenus (sterlet)
Lineage: Eukaryota; Metazoa; Chordata; Actinopteri; Acipenseriformes; Acipenseridae
Product: homeobox protein OTX1 B-like
Exons: 5
Coding region: 344-1306 (320 amino acids)
Biological process (GO): multicellular organism development; regulation of transcription by RNA polymerase II
Cellular component (GO): nucleus
Molecular function (GO): DNA-binding transcription factor activity, RNA polymerase II-specific; RNA polymerase II cis-regulatory region sequence-specific DNA binding
Source: RefSeq, a predicted model, not a curated record
CGGAUUGGUGGGGGUGGGCGGUUCCGCAGGUAUCUCAUGCUCAUAGAAGAGCAGGGCAGAGAGUAGGUGAUCAAUCUUCAUCAGUCUACAUUAGCAAUCACCUUAACCACUACGCAAGACAGCCGCCAAACAAGAAUUGUACACAGUGGAUAUUUUGAGUGAAGAUACGGGGUUUAUUUCGAGUGGACCUGUUAAGAACACUGGAAAAAAGUUUACUUGAAGAAACUCCCUGACGGAAUUUUAAUACCGAAGGAAAAUUGGAAGAAAUUGGGGUGGGGAAAAAAACAAAUCAAAUAAAAACAGCAGCGUUGGUGGAAACGCUUUUUAAAAAAAAGCUUUUAGCAUGAUGUCAUACCUCAAACAGCCUCCUUACGGAAUGAACGGACUGGGGAUAAGCGGUGCCAUGGACCUACUGCAUCCUUCUGUCGGAUACCCUGCGACUCCAAGGAAACAACGGCGGGAGAGGACAACUUUCACACGCUCGCAGCUAGACAUUCUGGAAGCGCUUUUUGCCAAAACACGAUACCCGGACAUAUUCAUGAGAGAGGAAGUCGCUUUAAAAAUAAAUUUGCCUGAAUCCAGAGUUCAGGUUUGGUUUAAAAACCGUCGUGCAAAAUGCCGCCAGCAGCAACAGAGUGGAAACGGAGCCAAGGCAAGGCCAGCCAAGAAAAAAUCGUCCCCGACCAGAGAGAGCACUGGCUCAGACAGCAGCGGUCAGUUCACCCCUCCAACUGUGUCCAGCUCGGGGUCGUCCUCCUCUGCCAGCUCCACCUCCAGUAAUACUGGGAUCAGUGGCACCUCUACCUCCAUCAGCAACCCUGUGUCAUCCAUCUGGAGCCCAGCUUCCAUCUCCCCUGGUUCAGCACCACCUGUUGCUAUCCCAGAGUCUCUUCCUCCCACCAGCGCCUCCUGCAUGCAGCGGUCAGUCUCCAGUGCGUCCACAGCCUCCUACCCCUUGACCUACAGCCAGGCCACUGGUUACAGUCAAGGCUACCCAGCCCCUUCCAGUUCCUACUUCAGUGAUUGCAGCUCCUACCUGACUCCCAUGCACUCACACCACCAUCCCCACCAACUGAGCCCCAUGGCACCUUCAUCCAUGUCUGGACAUCCCCACCAUCACUUGAGCCAGUCCUCAGGCCACCAUCACCACCACCACCACCAUCAGGGUUACACAGGAGCUGGAUUAGCUUUCAACUCCUCGGAUUGCCUGGAUUACAAAGACCAGUCGUCUUGGAAACUCAACUUCAACACAACAGACUGCUUGGACUACAAAGAUCAGGCAGCCUGGAGGUUUCAAGUCUUGUGAAAAAACAAAACAACAAAAUUAUUUUAAUUUUUUUUUUCCAAUACGUCUUUAUGAACUUAACAUUUAUCUAAUAGAGUUAGACACAUACAAAAGUUUUCAUCGCUUGAAAAAUGAACCAAAACUCUUCUUGUGGACAGAAGUUUCCCCCACCAUUAACCACCAAAUAUUUUUCCACUCUCUCUUUAUGAAAUUAAGAUUUUUUUAAACUCUUUGUGGACAACACAGAAUACCAGACUCAAGUUUUAACAAAAAGAAAGGUGUUUUUUUUUUUUUUUUUUUUUAAGUUUUAUUCAAAAUUUAAGACAUGCAGAUUAUUUCCCAGACCUGCUUUGACUCGCCCUUGCUACAGGGUGCAGGGGAGAUUUCACCACAAGAAACUUUUUAAAGUGUGAUUGAUUUCUAAAUCAAUACAAAUUGUGUAAAGAUUAAUUUUCACUGUUAUUUUAGGAUGAAAAAAUAGUCGGCUGCAUAAAGGAGCUGGGAAUUUGUAAAUAUAUAAUUGGGUCAGUUACAGUGACCACAUUUUAGUUUGUUCCAGGAUUUAAUUUUUACACAAACCCACAUAGAAUGUUGUCCUUCCCAGACUGUCCAAAAAAAAAUGUAAAUUUCCUGUAGAAUUUCAGAAUUAUUGUCAAGAUCAACUUAAUAGUUAAAUAUGAAAAUAAAAUGUGUUUGAAUUUCUAUUUUACCCCCCCCCCCCCCCCCCCCAAAAAAAAAAAGCAAAACACGAAUGGAAAUAUUGGAUAUAGUCAAGUUGCUGUUGCAUUUCAGGUCGGACCUAAUAUUCUUAGUAAACGUUAGAGCAUUGUCUAUAGUGAUGUAUGUUGCAACCUCAUUUAAAUAAAAAAUAGCGGCACUUGCA